Messenger RNA from Aspergillus fumigatus Af293, 696 nucleotides. NCBI's taxonomy places the organism in Eukaryota, Fungi, Ascomycota, Eurotiomycetes, Eurotiales, Aspergillaceae. The record is from RefSeq and is a predicted model, not a curated record.
AUGUCUGAUCACGGGGAAGUCGAGGUCGAAAACCCUUCUGGGGCUUUCCAGGCUCUGCCUAAGGACGCUCUUGCCGAGAUGGGCACCAUCAAGCUGUUCAACAAGUGGAGCUACGAGGAUGUUGAGAUCCGGGAUAUCUCUUUGACGAUCGGGUUGACAGACGCGAAUUUGCUGACUCGGAUUUACAAAUAUAGCGACUACAUCCAGAUCCGCAACCCCGUCUACAUCCCUCACACUGCCGGUCGUUAUGCCGCUAAGCGUUUCCGCAAGGCUCAGUGCCCCAUCAUUGAGCGCCUGACCAACUCUCUCAUGAUGAACGGUCGCAACAACGGCAAGAAGCUCAUGGCUGUCCGCAUCGUCGCCCACGCUUUCGAGAUCAUCCACAUCAUGACCGACCAGAACCCUCUCCAGGUCGCUGUUGACGCUAUUGUCAACUGCGGUCCUCGUGAAGACAGCACUCGUAUCGGUUCCGCCGGUACCGUCCGUCGUCAGGCCGUCGAUGUUUCUCCUCUCCGCCGUGUCAACCAGGCCAUCGCUCUCCUGACCAUCGGUGCUCGUGAGGCCUCUUUCCGUAACAUCAAGAGCAUUGCCGAGUGCCUGGCUGAAGAGCUCAUCAACGCUGCCAAGGGAAGCUCCAACUCUUACGCCAUCAAGAAGAAGGACGAGCUCGAGCGUGUUGCCAAGAGCAACCGGUAA